UAUUAUAAUUUCAGAGAUCACAAUAAUUUAAAUGCUGGUGUUCUUGAUACAUUCAUUUUUAAAUAGCUUGUGUUACAGUCAUACUAAUUAACUUGUUUUCAUAUUUUUCUCUUAUCGUGGCUGUGUUUGAUUUAAUUGGAACCUUUUCGUACUAAUUUAAAUUUUACUGAUGUUUUAAAGUUUUUCCUUGUGGUUGUAUUCAUACAGCCAUAUGGUUUGUUCAUCGACUGGUGCGUGAAGUUCAUGGCUGCAUAUUCUAUUCUAAAUUUGCAGGGAUUAUUUACUCUCGGGCAAUUGCAUCUUGCAGAUAUAGUCCUCAGCACCGCGCAAUUGUCGACCUACGGAGAAAAAAUGCCGAAAGAAAUAAUACGUUCAUAAAGCCCUCACACAUAUCUACCGUAUAUAUGCGCUGCAUACUUUAUGGACGGUUGCAAGCCACUGCAUACACUAUGAACAUGAUGGUUAUACUAUAGUGUGUGUCGUGUCAAAAGCUGCAUCUCAGUGCCGGCAGCUUUUAAGUUGCAAGAUCAGUUGAAGCAGCUUUUCUCCUCGGCGAGAUUGUAAUUCUUUCCUUCCUGUAUAAAAUCUGUUGUGCGAUCUGUUGUUGUAUAAAGCAUAAGAUUUUCAACGGCAUAAUACCCCCAUUAAACUGUUUGCCCGCACUGAUCUGAGACUGGAUGCGGCGGAGCAAUCAAUAUGGCCGUAUAUGGCGCAAUCACUCCUUGCUAAGUGCUUUCCUCACGAAUGGUCAAACAGCUAUUCCAAUCACUGAUCUGGAGCAACUUGGUAGUUGUGCGUUUUAUUAGCAUUAAGAGUGCCGAAUUUUAUCCCUGAACGCUCAACAGUGUGAACACAACAUCAGUACUAGUUUCUGUGGGUUUUAAUACUGUGUCAGAAUUCCUGGUCUGCCCUUAAAAAAUUGGAUUCUUUAAUAUUUUUACCGGCAGCCGAAACCUUGAUAUCGAAGCAUGAACCACAAGUCGCCGGGCAGGAUUUGAAAUUCUGGCCUGGAACGAUCUGUCAGUGGUUUUCUCAUGCGCAUAACCACACAUGUGGAUGGAUAACGCUUACAACUGAAGAAACGGACAGCAUUUUGCUUUACCGGAGAAACCGGCUUAUUAGGUUUACCGGGUUAAACCAUCAAGAAUGAUCAACAAUUCAUUGUCUUAUAACCUGCUUAUCCCACUUUCCGAAACUGGAUUGCUAUAAUUCACUCAAUCUCCAUUAAUUCCGCCACUGGUUGGAUCAGCUAUAUGCGAGUGAGCGGAAACUGUGUGCUUCUACAAGAUCUAUCAGCUUCAAUUUAACUGCACAUUAAUUCCCUGGCACCGCGACCAUGCGCUUUCUCCGGAAGACCGCAUACUUAUCUCCCUCAAAGUUCGGUCGCAUUUUCAUCGCCGUCCUGCUCAGUACAAUGUGCGUAAUGGGUUUAAAGUCAUUUCUCUCCCUUGAAGAAAUCAGCGCCAAGAAAGCCGUGAUUGUCCCGCGCAACACCAGCGAUCAAUCAAGCGAAUUACAGCUAAAUGACGACGCCCCGCCAUCAGCACUGAAGACGCCGAAUGAGGAAGAAAUGCAACUGGCCGGAAACGAUCUGAUGGACAAAAUUAACGGGGCGGAUGCCAAUGAGGCCCUGUAUCCGGGUUGGCGGGAAGAAGACGACGAGCGACAUAACCCAACGCUCACUGCAGCACAGCCAUCCAUUAUGGAGGAGGAGAGCGUGAAAAAGAAGAAAGUGGAUGGUCGGUUUCUGUCUCAGGGACAGUUUAUUCGACCAUUUCCUGGGAUGGACAUUAAUUCCGAACCACCGCGCCCUCUUACUUCUUUUGAGGCGUUCCAAACUAAACCGCCGCCGCCCACACCCGUUCCACUGGCCUCGGGGCAGGAACUGCUUCAUGGACCAGCUGCCACCCGCGCACCCAUUCCGGCAGUCGAAGUGUAUGCACAGCAAGGAGUUACGCUUCCGUCUGGUCCCGUUGGAAACGCUCAUACGAAUCCGCCAUGGCCGGGAAUGCAGCUGAACCAACAAAUGAGUUUCCAGCCUGGUACCUUUACCUUAAAACCGUGGAUUGUUCAGCAACUUCAGCAGCGAGGAGAUGUUCCACAAAAUCAAAACCAGUUGGUAUCUCAGCAGCCACAGUUUAUAAAUACCGCCAGCAACAUGCCCGGACUGCCGGGCAUUGUGCAGGCCGUCCAGACCGGUUUCCAACCUCCCCCGCCUCCACCCAAUUACAAUCCGAAUUUCCGAAUCCAAGAACGUGUUGUGCAUUUCGAUCUGAAAGGCGCGCCUUUCAAGUUAUCUUACUAUAAAGAAGUCUUUCCCUUGAUACGCAAACUGGGUGGAACGGGUCUGUUAAUGGAGUACGAGGACAUGUUCCCCUAUUCAGGACGCUUUAAAGUGGCUAAUGCGGGCAAUGCUUACACAAUCAGUGACAUCCAGCAGAUUAACCGGUUGGCAGAGGAGAACGAGUUGUACGUAAUUCCAUUGGUACAAACGUUUGGGCACUUGGAAUUUGUGCUGAAACACAAGGAGUUUAAACAGUUCCGCGAGGUCGAAGCGUACGCGUCAGCUGUUUGUCCUACGAGAAAUGGAACACUGGAUCUCGUAACGGAAAUGGUUGAGCAAAUGCUUCAUUUGCAUCCCAAUGCAACCUAUUUACACAUUGGAGCCGAUGAGGUAUAUCACUUGGGUCAAUGUCCGGUUUGUCGAGCGCAGACGCAAAAUAAUUAUUUUAUUGGACGGCAGAAUUUAUUCCUCUCACAUGUGGCUCAGGUUUUGCAUUUCCUGCGAACGAAAUAUCCACAUAUUCGUCCUAUCAUGUGGGACGACAUGUUCCACAAUAUGCACGAGGACACUAUCCGAAAUGGGCUGGGUGAUCUCGUUAAUCACGUAGAAAUCAUGAUCUGGAGCUACUUUACAGAGUGGACCAGACAUCUCCCACGAAACGGUGACCUAUAUGGUCCAGUUUUCCCGAAUAUCUGGGGUGCUACGGCAUUCAAGGGUUCUGACGGGGAAAGUCGACAAAUGCCGGACGUCAAGACACAGCUGGAGAUCCACACCUCUUGGAUCGAGGCACUGAAGGUCAACGGCUACAAGCUGCAAAAUUUCCGUGGAAUUGUGCUUAGCGGUUGGUCGCGCUAUGAUCAUUUCUAUCCAUUAUGCGAAUUAUUUCCUCUGGCGGUUCCGUCAUUAGCCAUCAAUCUGCAAGUUUUACUGACCGGCGAAUACAACGUGCCCGUCAUUGAGCAAGUGGCAAAGAUUCUGAGCUGUGAUACGAUAAGAAUUUCCACCGACUUUUUAACGUUUGAUCCAACUGCUGAACAGUUUAACACCUGCCAGUUUCCGGGUGUGGACGUCUUCCGCGUCGUACAUCUGGUUGAGGGAAUACGCAAACCGGUUAAGGAUUUUCUGGAAGAACUGACCAACCGUUAUCCCGAAUACCAAAUGCGACAUCAGUACAUGCAGAUCUGGCGCGGAGAGGAGCAAAUCAACAAGAUCAACAGUUACCUGUACCUGUAUACCGGCUAUCUAAGCCGAGCGAAAGACGCCUUCCUACAAGUGUACGACGAAAAUACGCUCAACGAAUGGAUCGCCGGCAGUGUCGAUCCAUCCAUCAAAAAGUUAACUGCCUGGAGAACCAUAUUCGAAUCAGUGAUGAAUAUGGAGGAGUGGCAGUCCCGCCCGCUGAACAUUCCGACGUUACCCCCACCGGAACUGCCCAGCACCACCCUCCCGCCGAUCAAUCCAUUCUUCCCAGGCUGGAACCCACCACAGCCCUUAAUACCGUUGCCGGGAAGUUUGCCGCAGUUCGGCAACAAUUCCGUGCCGAACGUUUUACCACCACAGCCACAUUUGCAACGGCAAGUCUCCGGGCCAAUCCCAGUGCAAAUGCCUCUUGCGCUCAAUCAACCCUUGUUUCAACCACAUUGGGCCAAUAAUGUCGGUGGCCCAAAUCAGUCUUUCGUCGAUGUGCGUCAACCGCAAGGUCCGCAACUGUUCUUUGGGAAGUAAUAACGGUACCAACCUGUUUAGAUGACGUCUGUGUUUAGCUGAUCUCUAAUAUUGCGAAUCGCCCGAGCGAGCAGCUGGUUGUUCAUUCUGGGUUACGGUGCUUUUGAUCUGUGAUAUACUGACAAUACUUAACCCGUUUUCAUUCUUUUAUCUGUUGAUGGUUUGACUGCCCAAAUAAAUUUUGGUAAAAGU
Messenger RNA from Paramacrobiotus metropolitanus, 4201 nucleotides. RefSeq lists its product as uncharacterized. Gene Ontology annotation, biological process: carbohydrate metabolic process. The transcript is spliced from 6 exons. The coding region runs from base 1337 to 4009 and encodes 890 amino acids. Gene Ontology annotation, molecular function: hexosaminidase activity. Lineage: Eukaryota; Metazoa; Tardigrada; Eutardigrada; Parachela; Macrobiotidae. The record is from RefSeq and is a predicted model, not a curated record.